Brassicogethes aeneus is the source of this 480-nucleotide messenger RNA. The record is from the annotation of a GenBank genome assembly. NCBI's taxonomy places the organism in Eukaryota, Metazoa, Arthropoda, Insecta, Coleoptera, Nitidulidae.
AUUAAAACUAACCUAAAAAUAAAUUGUUUGGUACAUAAACGAUUUUCAUUUAAGUUAACAAAGAAAAUGGCAGACGAAUUGGAAAAUAUUCCCUCGAUAGCUGUUAAAGAACCUUUGGAUUUAGUUAGGUUAAGUUUGGAUGAGAGGAUCUACGUUAAAAUGAGGAACGAUAGAGAAAUAAGAGGGCGACUUCACGCUUACGAUCAACACAUGAAUAUGAUUUUAAGUGAUGCCGAAGAGACUAUAACCACUGUAGAAAUCGAUGAAGAAACCUAUGAGGAGGUUUACAGGACCACAAAAAGAAAUAUUCAAAUGUUAUUUGUUAGAGGGGAUGGGGUGAUUUUAGUUUCACCCCCAAUGAGAACCUCUUAACUAAACAAUUAAUUAAAAAAAAAGUAUUUUUAAGCAUAAAUACUAGCUAUAAUUUAACAUUUUCCAAUCUUUUAAGUUGUUUUUAUCAAUAAACCAAGUUAAAAUUCA